Messenger RNA from Mytilus trossulus (common blue mussel), 1815 nucleotides. RefSeq names its product glutaryl-CoA dehydrogenase, mitochondrial-like. The transcript is spliced from 11 exons. Gene Ontology annotation, molecular function: glutaryl-CoA dehydrogenase activity; fatty-acyl-CoA binding; flavin adenine dinucleotide binding. Bases 88 to 1401 code for a protein of 437 amino acids. Gene Ontology annotation, biological process: fatty acid beta-oxidation using acyl-CoA dehydrogenase; fatty-acyl-CoA biosynthetic process. Gene Ontology annotation, cellular component: mitochondrial inner membrane. Lineage: Eukaryota; Metazoa; Mollusca; Bivalvia; Mytilida; Mytilidae. The record is from RefSeq and is a predicted model, not a curated record.
UUUAUGUUCCGCGGCAAAUUUUCAGAAGUUCAAGGUCAGAUAGAUUUAUCCUCUUACGAAACUUUUUAAAGAACUAUUAUUGUGGAAAUGGCGUUUAUAGCAUCAAGAUUUCGUAUUUCGAAUGUUAUACGACACAAAAUUACAGCCAUCUCAUGUAGAUGCCAAGGAACUGCUCAAGCACAGACUCAAACUAAAGAUAAUGUUAAAACUGAAGCAGCAACCUUUAACUGGCAGGAUGCACUGAAUCUGGAGAAUCUAUUAUUAGAAGAUGAGAUAUUGGUUCGGGACCAGUUUAGGGCCUACUGCCAAGACAGAUUAAUGCCAAGAGUCCUCAUGGCAAACAGAAAUGAAAAAUUUGAUAGAGAGAUCAUACCAGAAAUGGGAUCUAUAGGAGUACUUGGACCACAUAUACAUGGUUAUGGUUGUGCUGGAGUGUCAUCUGUGGCUUAUGGUCUCAUAGCUAGGGAAGUAGAGAGGGUAGACAGUGGAUACAGAUCAGCCAUGAGUGUCCAGUCUUCAUUAGUUAUGCAUCCAAUAAAUGAAUAUGGUACAGAAGAACAGAAACUAAAAUACUUACCAAAAUUAGCAAAAGGUGAGCUAAUAGGGUGUUUUGGAUUAACAGAACCUAACCAUGGAAGUGAUCCCUCAUCUAUGGAAACUAAAGCCAGAUACAAUCCAUCCAGUAAAACAUUCACACUCAAUGGUACUAAAUCUUGGAUUACAAACUCCCCUAUUGCAGAUGUAUUCAUUGUUUGGGGUAAGUGCGAUAGAGACAACAAUAAAAUCAGAGGAUUUAUAUUAGAGAAAGGAAUGAAAGGUUUAACAGCUCCAGUCAUUCAAGGCAAGUUUUCACUGAGAGCCAGUAUCACAGGACAGAUCUCUAUGGAAGAUGUAGAAGUACCUGAAGAAAACAUGCUACCAAAUGUCAUGGGACUAGGGGGUCCCUUUGGCUGUUUAAACAGUGCACGUUAUGGUAUUGCUUGGGGCACAUUAGGGGCAGCAGAGUUUUGUUUGGAAACAGCCAGGCAAUAUACAUUAGACAGAAUUCAGUUCAAAAAACCUUUGGCCAAAAACCAGUUGAUACAGAAAAAAAUGGCUGAUAUGUUAACAGAGAUUUCUUUAGGAUUACAAGCCUGUGUACAAGUUGGCAGGUUAAAGGAUCAAGGAAAAGCUACACCAGAAAUGAUUUCCAUGAUAAAGAGAAAUUCUUGCGGUAAAUCUUUAGACAUAGCUCGUAUGGCAAGAGACAUGCUUGGUGGGAAUGGAAUCUCAGAUGAAUAUCAUGUGAUCCGACAUGUGAUGAACCUGGAAGCUGUCAAUACAUAUGAAGGUACUCAUGACAUCCAUGCAUUGAUAUUGGGACGAGCUAUUACAGGAAUCCAAGCGUUUACAUCAGAUUGAUAAAGUGUGUUGUGACUUCUACCAGUCUUCUAGUCAGUCUGUGGUGAAGACAAACUUAAUCAAUGAUAUCAUCUAUGUGGAAGAUACUGGUAUUACCUCAGUGCUUAAGUGGCAUUACAGAAACUGUCCACCUCAUUUUGUUUGCUUCAAACAUGUCAAAAAAGUUCUUUAAAUUAUAUAUAUAUAUACAUAAAAAACAUCAAAAAUUGUAUUUUAUAAUAAGCAGUGUGCCAAGUAUAUGUUUUUUAUUUAUCUUAAUCAGAUUGAUAGCAUUGUCAUAACUAUUCAGGUUUCAUAUAAAUUUUACUGUUAAUAGGCCAGUAUUUAAAGGCCAGUCGUAGUUGUUGGAUGAAACUACAAAUCUUCUAGUCGUUUUGUAUGUUUCUUUCUAAUGAUGAAACUUUUUCACAAAAA